Molecule: messenger RNA, 243 nt
Organism: Eutrema salsugineum
Lineage: Eukaryota; Viridiplantae; Streptophyta; Magnoliopsida; Brassicales; Brassicaceae
Product: RPM1-interacting protein 4
Exons: 2
Coding region: 1-243 (80 amino acids)
Source: RefSeq, a predicted model, not a curated record
AUGCAGGAAAAUAAAGGGAAGCCAUUGCCAAAGUUUGGUGAAUGGGAUGUGAACAAUCCCGCAUCGGCCGAAGGAUUCACAGUCAUUUUCAGCAAAGCUAGCGACGAGAAGAAGACCAAGAAAGCAUCCGGCGCAGGUCCUAAUACUCUGGUUUCACCUCAGAGAAACCAAAACUCCGAUCAAAACAAUCACCAUGAUUCUCAAAACCCAAAAGCUAAGAAGAAAUGGCUUUGCUUCCGUUAA